Messenger RNA from Penicillium longicatenatum, 1653 nucleotides. Its product is annotated as MDR family MFS transporter. The record is from RefSeq and is a predicted model, not a curated record. NCBI's taxonomy places the organism in Eukaryota, Fungi, Ascomycota, Eurotiomycetes, Eurotiales, Aspergillaceae. Gene Ontology annotation, molecular function: transmembrane transporter activity. Gene Ontology annotation, biological process: transmembrane transport. The transcript is spliced from 4 exons. Bases 1 to 1653 code for a protein of 550 amino acids.
AUGAUAGAAAUCGCAUCAGAGCCUCCGCCUCCUACUGGGGUAAUCAUGGGCGAAACUGAUACCAAUGAAAGUGGAGAGCAGCCGGAAACUGGAUAUAUGCAAGGAUGGCCCCUCGCUUCGUUGACCUUGGCAUUUAUGUCUAUUUGCCUCGUACUAGCUAUUGACAAUACCAUUCUAUCGACGGCGAUACCCCAAAUCACCAGCGACUUCCAUAGCCUCAACGAUAUUGGUUGGUAUGGCUCUUCCUACUUGAUCGCACAAAUGGCACUGCUACCGACCUGCGGCCGCCUCUACGCAUUCUUCAACAUCAAGUGGGUGUAUUGCAUAUCGCUGGCCGUCUUCGAAAUCGGCUCCAUCAUCGCGGCAGUCGCUCCGAAUUCCGUGGCGCUUAUCAUAGGGCGGGCAGUCUCUGGUCUCGGUGCUGCGGGUUUAGUGAGCGGAACGACGACUAUUCUGUCAUAUUGCGUGUCUUUGGAGAAACAGGCAAUGCUGUCGCCUAUCGUCCUAGGCAUGUAUAACAUUGGAUCGGCCGUUGGACCACUAGUGGGUGGUUCGAUAACCGACAACAAGAAGCUGACGUGGCGAUUCAUCUUCUGGAUCAAUCUCCCUUUCGGAGCUGUUGGGCUGGUUCUAGUCUGGUUCACCUUAAGGAAACCCCCACCUGCGGUAAAGGGGGACCUGCCUUGGAAACAGAAACUACGUCAACUAGACCUUUUAGGGGCUACUGUGCUUCUCGGUGCAGUAUCAUGCUUGAAUUUAGCAUUACAGUGGGGUGGCAUCGUCUACCCAUGGUCUGAUACCAAGGUGUUCGGGUGUUUGAUCGGAUUCGGUCUACUCUUGAUUAUCUUCUUGUACUUGCAAUUCCGAAGCGAAGAAAACUCGAAUAUCCCUCUUCGCAUCUUUCGGAGUCGUACCGUAUCGGCAUCAUGCGGCUUCAUGAUGCUCGUUCAAAUGGCUAUAGUACUACAAUCGUACUUUUGGCCCAUAUACUUCCAGUCGGUCAAGAACACCAAUGCCAAAGACUCGGGAAUUAAUCUACUCCCCUUGAUAGUGUCGAACAGCCUCGCCACGAUCUGCGCGGGCUCUAUCGCGUCAAAAUUUGGGCACUAUGUACCAUUCAUGUGGGCUGGGCCUCUCGUCCUAGCUGCCGGAGGGGGUCUAUAUCAAGUAGUUCGCCCGGACAGUCCAAGCGGACAGUGGAUAGGGUUUCAAAUCUUGUCUGGGCUUGGCUAUGGUAGCUGUGCCCAAAUGCCGAUCCUGGCUGUGCAGGUUGUCCUCAGCAAGUCAGACGUACCAACAGGUCUUGUUAUGAUAAUGUUUUUCCAGGUGCUCGGGGGCGCGCUAGCUCCUAGCGUUGGACAAAACCUAUUUACUGAUGGGCUUCUGCAAAACCUCAGCAAGAUGCAGGGAAUAGAUAGUGCAGCUGUAGUGGCCGCAGGUGCAAGUGGUUUCAGGGAGGUAGUUCCUCCCGAGCUGAUGAAUGCUGUCGUGGGUACAUUUAAUUCUGCUUUAAGGAAUGUUUUCUGGGUGGCGCUUGCUACCCCAGUCCUUGCUUGGAUAACAAGCUGGGCAAUGGAGUGGCGACAAUUACCUAUAUCUAAGAAAAAGGUCAAUCAAGUUCCAGUCCAGGAGGUCGUUGAGAAAAUGGCUUGA